Messenger RNA from Pundamilia nyererei, 2020 nucleotides. RefSeq names its product adaptor related protein complex 4 subunit mu 1 (gene ap4m1). The record is from RefSeq and is a predicted model, not a curated record. The transcript has 16 exons. The coding region runs from base 305 to 1630 and encodes 441 amino acids. Lineage: Eukaryota; Metazoa; Chordata; Actinopteri; Cichliformes; Cichlidae. Gene Ontology annotation, biological process: intracellular protein transport; vesicle-mediated transport. Gene Ontology annotation, cellular component: clathrin adaptor complex.
UGUAAACACUAACCUGUCAACUGAGAUGCUCUUGUGGUGUGUGUGUGUGUGUGAACUACCCGGAUAGCCGGGAUCUAGCUUACAAACGAACUUUUUUAAAUUUAAAUUUCACCUUUUAACAUCUUAUUUUUGCCGUUUUGAGUUAAUAAAUGCUGGGUUAGCUCACUCGAAUUCCCAGUUACGAUCAGUAAAUUAGCUUUCCUUGCCAGUCAUGGCUUCCUAGGGAUAAAAAAAGGUUAAAAGAAACCUUUUUACUUUUUUAUUUAUUUUUACAUCUGUUUCCCCGGAGGCCAUCUGUGGCAGGAUGAUCUCUCAGGUCUUCAUCUUGUCCUCGAAGGGGGACCAUCUCAUUUAUAAAGACUUCCGUGGAGGAGCUGGUAACGACAUUGUCAGUAUUUUCUACGAGAAGGUCACGGCGCUGACCGGAGACCAGCCUCCGGUCGUCAUGAAUCAUAAGGAUAUUUACUUCGUCCACAUCAGGCAGGGAGGACUGUACUGGGUCGCCACGACCACGGCGGGCUCCUCGCCGUUCACCAUUACCGAGUUUCUCAACAGGUUAGCAGCUCUGGUUAAAGAUUACUGCGGCAGCCUAUCAGAGAAGUCGGUGCAGAUGAACUUCGCCCUCAUCUACGAGCUGCUGGACGAGAUCGUGGACUACGGUUACAUCCAGACGACUUCCUCUGACGUCCUGAAGAACUUCAUCCAGACCGAAGCCGUCACCUCCAGGCCGUUCAGCCUGUUUGACCUCAGCAAUGUCGGCCUGUUUGGAGCAGAGACGCAGCAAAGCAAAGUGGCUCCAAGCUCUGCAGCCACCAGACCAAUCCAGUCCAGCAGAGAGCAGGGAGGGAAGAGCGAGAUAUUUGUGGACGUGAUUGAGAGGAUGACGGUCGUCAUCGGCUCCAACGGACUUCUGAUGAAGGCAGAUGUGGAGGGCGAGAUCAGAGUGAAGUGCUACAUGCCGAGCUGCUCAGAGAUGCGAAUCGGACUGAACGAAGAGUUCAGCAUCGGCAAGUCUCAGCUCAGAGGUUACGGAGCCGCCGUUCGGGUCGACGAGUGCAGCUUUCACCAGGCGGUGCGGCUGGACGAGUUUGACAGCCAUCGGAUCCUCCGACUGUGUCCCAGCCAGGGAGAGCAAACUGUGAUGCAGUACCAGCUCAGCGACGACCUGCCGUCUGCGCUUCCUUUCCGACUCUUCCCCACCAUCGAGAGAGACAACGGAGGAAGGCUGCUGAUGUACAUGAAGCUUCGCUGCGAUCUACCACCAAAGAGCGCCGCCAUCAACGUGUGUGCCACCAUCCCCGUCCCCAAAGGCUCCAUGAGUUUGUCGCAGGAGCUGAGCAGCCCGGAUCAGAGCGCCGAGCUGAAGCCGCAGAGCCGAGCCGUCGUCUGGCAGAUCGCUCGCUUCGCUGGAGGGACACAGCUCUCAGCGCUGUUCAAGCUGGAGGUCCCCAGCCUCAGCUCGGCCUCUAUGUUGGAGGUCGGUCCGGUGGGUCUGAGCUUCGAGCUGCCGAAGAUCACUGCCACGGGGCUGCAGAUCCGCUUCCUGCGCCUGUCGCCCAUCCAGCCUGGCCCCUCGCAGCGUUGGGUCCGAUACGUCACCCACUCGGACUCCUACACGAUCCGGAUCUGAACAUUUGGAUUACCUCAGCGAUGAUCUUACUGACUGAUCACAGGACUGGAGACGAGACACGUGACAUCAAUAACGCAAAUGUGAUUCUCGCUGUUUCAUCCUUUUGUGACUCUGUGUUUGGUGGUUUGUGCAGAAUCGGAGCUAUGUGCUGAUUCAGUUGAAUCAUUUCUGCUCGGUGACCAGUUCCACUUCUCUUCGUCCUCCUUGCAUUUAACCUUCUAGGCAUGACAUAAAGUUGAAAUUAAAAUUGAGCUUUAGGACACUGUGUAGCUCUUUGUUUCCUCAGGGUGGAUGGAUGGUGGCGCUGAUGAUGAGGAUGUAGGCAUCCUGGAAGUGAAGAGCCAGCUGUUACAUUUCCAUUCAGGCCUUUAUAAACAAUCCCUGUUAUUA